Messenger RNA from Brienomyrus brachyistius, 4806 nucleotides. It is a transcript of the gene aire, whose product is annotated as autoimmune regulator. The record is from RefSeq and is a predicted model, not a curated record. Gene Ontology annotation, molecular function: DNA binding; translation regulator activity; DNA-binding transcription factor activity, RNA polymerase II-specific. Lineage: Eukaryota; Metazoa; Chordata; Actinopteri; Osteoglossiformes; Mormyridae. The transcript is spliced from 16 exons. The coding region runs from base 1054 to 2751 and encodes 565 amino acids. Gene Ontology annotation, cellular component: cytoplasm; nucleus. Gene Ontology annotation, biological process: regulation of transcription by RNA polymerase II; humoral immune response.
GCUGCCAAGCAAGACUCUGCGGGCCACGUUCUCUCUGAAGCAUCGAACCACAACUGGUGUGUUACGCAGGUCGCUGGAAAAAAAAUAACAGCAAAGCGAAAGGAGCUGCAUGCUGCUCCUUGUGGAGAAUGCGCCCUGCCUACCACAAGGGGGCGCCAUUUCCCACAAGCUGGCUAUAAAGACACGUGGAACAUGCUGAGGAGGAGGCCGUUAAAAAUGGAACUACGGCUGUGAUAUUAGGCCAAUAGCCUCGUGCCCAUUGCUUCCGGGAUAGGCUCCGGACCCCCCGCGACCCAGUAGGAUAAGCGGUUUGGAAAAUGGAUGGAUGGAUGUAUAAUGUUAAUGAUUCCCUACGACUGUCCAUGUGGUCCUGGUUAGUUUAUAGAGAGAUAAUGUUAAUCAUUUGAUCGGUACGAAAUCGCAUGUACUUCUCCAUCAGGCUGCAAAUUGAAAUAUUAACGUAGCCGGUGCUUCGGUUUUCGUGUAAAAUUUGGAGAGGAACAAAUAGAUGGUUCUGCUCCUUUGAGGAUCAGGGUGCGGUGAUGCCUAUGGAAAGAACCUGGUUUUUACUGGGGGGCAGCCCAUCCCCAGCCCAGCCCAGCCACACACGCAGCGGGUCCCCAGAGGCCCGAGAGAGGAAGGGAGGCCGUUCAUCUGCGGACUUUCCCAGCCGCUAGUCACCUGUCCGUCCGAUGGCGGCCCGUAGACCAAAGCCCGCAUUACCCGAACGCCUGGGACUUUUUAAGCGCAUCAAAAGUGCUGAUGAACGGCACCAUUGUGACGCGGCUCUCUGCCAGCUGCCGGUGUGGCGACCGGGGAAGCCGCGGAUGCGUCUGCGGUUUCCGUGCCGUUUCCCCAACCAGCCGAGCGCCGGCACUCGGGGGACUGGCCAUGCCGGGCCACACAGAGCCGCUAUUGUCCGCCGGGCAGUUUCACAUGGGCGCUUAGGGAUGGCGGCUCACCUACUUCUGCAUUGGCCACCGAGCGGCAUAAGAGUGAAUCUAGGCUGCGAGCCGGAGCUUCGCUCUCAGCGCUGGAGCUGCCGCCCCCAGGAUGUGCAACAAGGAGGUCACAAGAGAGGCCGACCCACGCUCUCGCCUCAGGGCAUCACGGACUGAGAUCGCCAUGGCGAUCGACGAUCCCUUCCCGCUGCUCUACGGACUAGCCGAUCAUGACAUCAUUACCGACCAGCAGUUCAAGGAGGCGCUGCAGCGGAAGAGGCAGGAGGGAAUUCACAAGGCCGUUUACUCUCUCCUCACCUGGCUCCUCGACCGGGAGGCCUGUGUUAUCCAGGCCUUCUGGAACAACCUGUCCAAGGAGUACAACCAGGAGAGGUACCCGAAACUGCAAUCUCUCUUCGUGAGCCUCCCGCGAGACGGGGAGAGUCUGAGUACAAGGCAUGGAAAGAAGUUCUCAGGUGGCUCCAGGCUUUCCGUUCAGCCCCCGGGACCUCUGGGCCGGAAGCGGAGCCCAGAGAGGGGGCAGCGAGCCCAACACCCCCACCAGCACAGCAAGCACCAGCGCAUAAACGGCCCGGGAACGAAACUGAAAUCAGUUAGGAAACCGGAGAGCGCCGAUGCCUCCCGGCCACCCAUGGGGAGCGGAAUCCAGACGGUGGCCACCUCGGUGCAGAGGGCAGUCACCUUGUCGUCCCACGAGCUGCCGGUUAGCUGUGAGGCCAUGGAAGGCAUCCUGAUCAAGCAAGUCUUCGAGUCUGGAAGCGCCAAGAAGUGCAUCAAACUGGGCAGCGAAUUCUAUUCCCCUGCCAAGUUCGAUGAGCAGUCUGGGAGGCACAAGUCAAAGACCGCAAAGACCCAAGUCCGCAACAAGGGGGCGACGAGCAGCAAAAUCAAGGAGAAAGAAGUUCAUCCAUCCGUCUUCCAGACGCUUAUCUUGGACAGGGUGGUGGGGGGCCUGGAGCCUGACCAAGGCAGGAUGGGACACAAGGUGCUGCGCAACGAUGACGAGUGCGCCGUGUGCAAAGAUGGUGGCGAGCUCAUCUGCUGCGAUGGCUGCCCCAGGGCCUUCCAUCUGGCAUGCCUUGUGCCUCCUCUCAUCUCCAUCCCCAGUGGCACCUGGCGCUGUCAGCAAUGCCUCGGUGACCAGGCUGAGAGUGUGAAGAGCCACGUGCCCACACAGCCCCCCCCCGUGACCGAGGCGAGCUCUGGCCCCACCUUGGAUUUCUCCUUCUUCACCACACUGUCCUCAGCCUCCCUGUCCAGUGUCACGACCACCAAGAGCGGCCUGGCCACAGAGCCACAGGUGGGGGAGGGGCAGCAGUGCGCCGUCUGCCAGCUCAGCGGGACCCUGACUUUCUGCUUGCAGUGCCUUCGGGGCUUUCAUCCGCACUGCGAAUCCCUCAGUGGGAAGUCCCGGUGCCGCUCCUGUUGCGAGAUGUGGCCCAGCAGUGCCGAAAGUGUCCAGCAGGAGGCGGUGUCCCUGGCUCUGCCGGUGGCGCUGUAUGAGGAUCCAGAAGAGCAUGGCCUCACGCUCGCUGGUGACUCGCUGAACAAAGACGAGAUGGAACCCAUCAUUGGGGAGAAUUCCAUAGACGGAUCCUGCAGUGGGCUCUCCACAACAUCUCGCGCCCCCUCUCUGACAGACAGGGCUUCUUCCAGUGAAGGUCUGCUUAUCCUGGCGUUCUGGCCAUCAGCGUGCACAUUGGAUCGUGGAGAAGAUGAAGAUAGGCACUGCCUGAGAUGCUGUGCGGGGUUGAUGUUUACUCUGCUGAUAAAAAUGAUUCUUGCGUAGGUGGCUGUGGCUUUCUGCUUUUCAGACGUUUGUUUUUCGCUCAAAUGACACUGAAUCAAGUUUUUUGACAAGACUUUACUUGAUGGGCGCAAAUUCUAAAUAGUGACUUGGUUACUGCUGAAAUACAAGUCAUAAAGAAAUAUAGAUGAAAUAACAUGAGAUCGGUGUUUCACUUGUGUUACUCAUUACUUGUUUCUUCAGUAGUUCACGAAGGUUUAGAGAAUUAACAGAUAUAGUAACUUCUUGAGAAAAGACGAUCAUGUUUAAUGAUAACAAACAUGAGAUCGUUAUUUAUUCUGCACUAUUCAGGACUUGUUCUUUCAGUCGGGUUACAGAAUUAACAGAUACAGGUCUCUGGUGCAGUGGUUAGCACUGUUGCCUCACACCUCUGGGACCCGGGUUCGAGUCUCCGCCUGGGUCACAUGUGUGUGGAGUUUGCAUGUUCUCCCCCUGUCGUCGUGGGGUUUCCUCCGGGUACGCCGGUUUCCCCCCACAGUCCAAAAACAUGCUGAGGCUAAUUUGAGUUGCUAAAUUGCCCGUAGGUGUGCGUGUGAGAUUGAAUGGUGUGUGAGUGUGCCCUGCAAUGGGCUGGCCCCCCAUCCUGGGUUGUUCCCUGCCUCAUGCCCAUUGCUUCCGGGAUAGGCUCAGGAACCCCCGCGACCCAGUAGGAUAAGCGGUUUGGAAAAUGGAUGGAUGGAGGUCUCUGCUUGAGAUAAAACAUGUGUUGUGAUUCAUUAAUGACAACCGAACAUAACAUCAGUAUGUAACUAAGACUUAGUUUGUGCUUAAUUAAUAUGUCAGUAAUAGUAUAAUACUAUAUUAUUUGUGCCCCAUCAAGUAAAGUGUUACCGUUUGAAAUGUUUCCAAGUAAUUCAAGAAAUUUUUCCAUAAGUAAUUUCAAGAAACACAUGAAGAGGCUUGUGAGCAGGAAAUACAAAGAAAAAGUGUGUAUUUCAAAUAAUUUAAUUGUAUAAAACACAAUAAUCACAAAUCAAGUCAUUCAAAUGCUGUGCAUCAGAUGGAAGAUUCAUACUGAGCAAAGAACAAAAAUGAACAAUUUACAGGAAAACAUACUGAUUAUUAAAACAGCUAACGUACAAAAUACACAUAGAUGUAUCUUAUUACAUAUUAAAUAUCAAAAACAUGACAGCCAUUUCCAAAAUGCUUUCUUUGGGAGGUUUCAUCUGGCUCAGGGAUUUCACGCAGGGAAAUGCUCAGAGGUAAGCAGAUAGUCCAAAACUUCUACCUAAUGUUGUUAGACUUCGGUGAGCUGUAGCGCUUUCAAAAAUCAAAAAAAUCAGUUUCUCCAGAGAUUCUGUAGGAUUUGGUUUUAUUUUCAUGCCGUGAGGACGCCAGGCGGCUUCUUAUGAUCCAGGAAUAUCCAGGAAAGAAACUGGCCUGUUUGUCUACAUGUCCGUUCCUGCGUCAUCGUUUGUGCAACGAAGGGCUCUCUUUGCCCCAUCCUGCCUCAGACAACAGUCCUACCUGUUUGACAGAGGAGAGACGAGAAACAAUUAGUGCUUCCCGGCUGUUGACGCACCGACAUUAAUACUGAUAAACACUCAUGCCGGAGGGAGUGGAAAUAAUGCUAAAUAAAUCUCAGUUUCCACGUUUUGCGAUAACAUCGCCUGAAAGCAUUUCCAUCUCCUGCUUACCUUGCCUGGUUGCGGCUUUGGACUGCGACUGAAAUACCUGCAGACGGGUCUGAACCAAGGUAGCUGUUGGAAAGACAGACGGGGUGAUUAUGACGAUGUGGGUGGUGCGAGUGGGCGAAAUCCGUGGGCCAGAUUUAGCAGAGCGGGAUGAACUUACGGGCCUUGCCGCCACACUCCUCUGUGGCCGCUUGAAUCCAAGUUUUCUCAUGACACCCGGAAUAUUCAGGAUCGGCCGCACAUUUCUGAGGAUGGAGAGAGAGGUCAGUAGCUGUAGACUGAUCAGUGUAAGUAACCCUGGGUUAAACAGGCAGUGAUCAGCAGACCGCUGAAAACAACGCGUUUUGAAUCUCACCCUGAUUGUUAGUUUAUAUGGUCAGACUGUUUCAUUAAACAAAUUUAA